AUGGACGUCGAAUGGUUUCGAGGACAAGUCGUGUUUCUCACGGGAGCAACCGGGAAUCUCGGCGGCUGUCUGUUAUACAAAUUAGCCAUUCAACUUCCAACCUCCAAAAUAUUCGUACUGGUGCGGGGAUCUGUCCAAAGGGCAAUAGAAGCAUGGGAACAAUCGAUGCCCGAGCAAGUAGAAGAGAUUAUCGCCACUUGCAAGAUCCAAUUCUUCCUCGGGGACAUGACCCAGCCGAACCUCGGUCUCUCACCCGCCAACCUAUCGCGCCUACAAAAUGAGACUACGAUGGUGAUCAAUACUGCCGGUGACAUCGCCCUAUCUCGGGAUCUCGCAGAGACUAUACCAAUUAAUUGCACCGCCCAUUUAACACUGGCUGCUCUACUAGACAGUUUCACCCAACUGCAUCGCUUCCUUCACAUAUCAACUACAUAUGUCUCCAGCUUCCUUCCGGAUGGCGUGGUCAAGGAGCAAAUCUACCCUCUAUACAAAGACCCAGUAGAGGAAUUAGGGAAGAUUCUCGUAACAGGAAAAUCAUCCUAUACACAAGAAUUCGCGGCUCCCUAUGCAUUGGCCAAACACCUGGCUGAAUGUUUGCUUGUUGGUGGCGACCACAAAGUCCCCAUUCUCAUCGUGCGACCCUGCCUCAUAUCACCGGCAAUCGAGGAGCCCUACCCGCUUUAUGGCAGCGAUGGCGCUAUACCCGUACAUUCCUUUCUCCAAAUCCUCCUAGGAGACUCGGAAUAUGGGCCUCUGAAGCUCGAGCAGACAUUACCUUCGGACGCAGCCUGCAAUGAGAUACCAGUUGAUCUCGUGGCUCGUACUUGCCUGGCUCAUAUUGCCCAAGGAACGACAGGUGUGGUUCACGCCAGCGCCGAUUUGUACAUCUCACGAUCCAUUGGGGAGUUACUUGAGCGUAUGCGUCGCCACGCGCCAGAGGGAGCGGUUGAGCAGGUACGGAAGGCCGGUAUUGACCACGGAGAAGUCACAGCUCCUGAGUUCUACACCAUGAUCCAGCAAUUUGCAAGGGACUGGAAUAUUGAGUGUACGCGAUCUGCUCAUCUGAAGCAAGUCGCAGGCGUAUUGGGACUUGACCUGGGCGAUCAUGACCCAGAGAUCUUCUUUAGACUUCGUAUCGAGAGGCUGGCUAAGACUCUUCUGGAAAAGCUCGAAACUGCUAGUGCGGCAAGUAACAAGGUCUAUCCCAAUAUCUCUUGA
Penicillium coprophilum is the source of this 1218-nucleotide messenger RNA. RefSeq lists its product as uncharacterized. Lineage: Eukaryota; Fungi; Ascomycota; Eurotiomycetes; Eurotiales; Aspergillaceae. The coding region runs from base 1 to 1218 and encodes 405 amino acids. The record is from RefSeq and is a predicted model, not a curated record. Gene Ontology annotation, biological process: long-chain fatty-acyl-CoA metabolic process. Gene Ontology annotation, cellular component: peroxisome. The transcript has a single exon. Gene Ontology annotation, molecular function: alcohol-forming very long-chain fatty acyl-CoA reductase (NADP+) activity.